AUGUCUCGCAAUGAGAAGGGGAGCUUCGAUCCGGUCAAGGAGCCACAGGCACAAAACUUACCAGGGUACGCUGCCGUAGAUAUUAUUCGUGUGAAUCACACAGCCGUGCUAACCGAGGCCAGAUUGGAGAAAGAUAUGAAUCCCUCGAGCGAGACUACAGCUCUCGAGGGUAAAACCCGGCACCAUGAGUACCUGGCAGCUGGCAAGCUGAAAGGUAACAAGGCGUUCAUCACCGGCGGCGACUCUGGAAUCGGUCGAUCGGUGGCCGUGCUUUUUGCGCGUGAAGGAUCUGACGUCACCAUUGUGUAUCUGCCCGAGGAACAAGAUGAUGCAGAGGAGACGAAGAAGAUGGUAGAGAAAGAGGGCCAGGAGUGUCUCCUCAUUCCCGGCGAUUUGAUGGACAACGAGACCUGUCGAAAGGCUAUCGAGAAGCACGUUGAGAAGUUUGGCAAAGUUCAUGUCCUCGUGAAUAAUGCCUCGAAGCAGAUCAUGUGCCAGGAUAUUACCGAGAUCGAUCUCGAUGAGGUUGAGAGUACUUUCAGAAGUAAUAUCCUCCAAAUGUUUGCCGUCACCAAGUAUGCGGUACCGCACAUGGAGAAAGGUGGAUCCAUCAUCAACACUACCUCUACUGUUGCGUUCCGAGGCACCAAGAGCAUGGUUGACUACGCAGCCACUAAAGGCGCCAUCACAUCUUUCACUCGAUCUCUGGCUAAGCAGCUCAUCGAAAAGGGCAUUCGAGUAAACGCAGUUGCUCCUGGCCCUGUUCACACUCCUCUCCAACCAGCCUCGCGACCUGCCGAGCAGAUGGAGGGAUUCGGUGAGACAUAUCAGCUUGGACGCCCAGACGAUGACGCUUUCUGA
Messenger RNA from Phaeoacremonium minimum UCRPA7, 861 nucleotides. Its product is annotated as putative glucose and ribitol dehydrogenase protein. Lineage: Eukaryota; Fungi; Ascomycota; Sordariomycetes; Togniniales; Togniniaceae. Gene Ontology annotation, molecular function: oxidoreductase activity. The coding region runs from base 1 to 861 and encodes 286 amino acids. The record is from RefSeq and is a predicted model, not a curated record. The transcript has 4 exons.